Molecule: messenger RNA, 3467 nt
Organism: Lentinula edodes (shiitake mushroom)
Lineage: Eukaryota; Fungi; Basidiomycota; Agaricomycetes; Agaricales; Omphalotaceae
Exons: 12
Coding region: 166-3315 (1049 amino acids)
Biological process (GO): DNA-templated transcription; regulation of DNA-templated transcription
Cellular component (GO): nucleus
Molecular function (GO): transcription cis-regulatory region binding; DNA-binding transcription factor activity, RNA polymerase II-specific; zinc ion binding
Source: RefSeq, a predicted model, not a curated record
AUGGAAUCUUUAUCGGAAACGAAAGAAGAGCUGCAAUUGUCAGUUGUAUGAAAUCUGAGCUUGGUUCCCUCUCCACUUCACAAAACCAAACUCAGUGUGUUGCUUACAGAUAGCAACUGUGAGAAGAUCUGGACUUCAUUGACAGAAGCUCAUCGACCUACCCUCAUGAACGAUCAUUACAUCCAUCGUCAAUGGAACACCGCGUUCAACCAGCCUCAGGUCCAGCUCGAGCAGGAGUACGAUUAUCAGCAGCUCCAAUCCAAUGAUUCACAGUACAGACAGUACCCGAAUUUCUCCCAGAGUAUUCCUAACGACUACCCUUUCAACCCAAGCAUUCAAUCGUCCACGUCUCCCUACACCUUAAAUCAAGGUUACGAAUUCAAUUCGACGCGCUCUCAAAAUGCUUCCGUUUCAAAUAAUUUCCUCCCGGGCUCAUCAGCCAUCCAGCAGCAGCAGCAUUUCAAAGGCGUCUCUACCCCCUACGACACAAGUUUCGCAAAUACUGUUGAUUCCAUGAGAACUCAACGUCCUGCAUUGUCGCUUUCUCCUCCGCCAAUAAUUGGCCCGACUUCUCUUAGUCUUCAAACAAAUGUAAUCUCAGACCGACCCAACGAGAGAGCGUCCUCGUCUGUUCGGGGUCCAAAAGGAAAGAGACCUCGAAUGAACGACCACAACUAUGAGGGCGGAGACGACGAGGACAUUGAUGCGGUGGAAGCGAAAGAGAAGGCUACAAAGCCUGGCGCUUGUCAGAGGUGUAAGACGUUGAAGGUCCGCUGUGAGUUCAAAACGGAUACCGAUCCUUGCAAACGAUGUCUGAAUGGUGGCCAUGAAUGCGUGAUUCCUGGACGGAAGAAACGCCGGACUCCUCCAAAACGGGAACAUCUUCUGAACGAGAUCCAAAAGCAGGCGGAUGAAAUCCAGAAACUGAUGGCCAAGCUGGCCAAGCUUGAGGAAGCCAACAAACAAAAAAUUUCUUUACAUUCCGCUGGAUUGUCUGAAUCUUCUUCACCGCCAAUAUUGUCGCCGUCUUCUACCCAUGAUUCUGCUUAUUUCAGCUCGGAUCUUGCUUCUGCGACUCAGGUUAGUCCUGGUGCCAAUCAAGACGUCGAGGAUUGGAUAGCCAAGGCUCGCGAAAGCUUGGCAGAGUUUGGAGGCUUCAUCGGUAUCGGUGGCGCCAGUAUGCCAAAAAGUUACAUCGUCGAGCAAGAUCCCGAGAGUCUUUCGGAUAGUGGAGGCGAUACGGACAGCAGUCUAGAUGCCCCUCGAAGCAACGGGGAAUAUGAAUUCGCCGUCGUAGACGAUGAGGGCGAAGAACGGAGUCCUCAGGGGUCGGAAAUUAAACGACCGAUGGGCAAGAGGUUGUCUAGUUCUAGUGCUGGGAGUAUCUCUGGCUUUAAGAAGAAAGAAUCAACUGGAAAAUCGGUCACCAUACCCAACGAAGCCGUUCCUUUUGGACUCAUGGCAGAGUUGAGCUACAAAAACAUCAGGGAACGGGGAAGUAAAUCUGAAGUAGAGACAGAUGAACCCGGAGCGGAAACUGGCGUUGCCAAUGCCAAUUUUUUUAGGCCUAGUCCUGGUCCUGACCCUGCCAGAACUCAAACGACAAAUCUUCCACAACUGCCACAUAUAUUGGCCAGGGGCAUAAUCACGCCAUCCGAUGCCGAAAAGCUGUUCAAAAUUUUCUUCGAUUUGGUCAAUCCUUCCGUUUCCAUCGUCGAUCCGGUGCUAUAUACCGCUCAAAAGACGGUCUAUCGUAGUCCUUUUCUUUUCACUACAAUAUGUGCUAUCUCGUCCCGGUUUUAUGACGAAAAACCUGGUCUAUAUGUUCAAAUCAUGAACUAUGCCCAACUGGCUGCAGGCACCGCUUUGAUUGGUGGUCCGAAGAACAUCGAAAUGUGUAUUGCUUACAUACUAUUGAGCCUAUAUCCGCCGCCUCUCAAACGGUGGGAGGAGUCUCGAGGAUGGCUAUAUCUGGGUGUAGCAAUCAGGAUCGCAACAGAACUAAACCUUCAUCUUCCUAAUACUGCUAAACCCCAGAAUGAAAUGCAUGCCCGCGAGCAACUUAAUCGGACGAGAGUUUGGCUGAACUGCUUCAAUUUAGACCGUAGUACUGGUUCUCAAAAUGGGAAGCCCCCUAUCAUCAGCAACAACGAUUAUAUAGCAAAUCAUUCAGAAGAUUGGUGGAAAUUAUCACCAUAUAACAUGAAAAAUUUCGAUAUUCAACUCUGCUGUUACAACUCAGAAUUAAAAGUCAUGUCGAAUUUCCGUUCAAAAAUCUACAAUGAUCCUGACCACGCAACAGGAUUAAACAAGGAUGUAGAUUUCGUCAAAAUCGCAGCGGAGACAGAUGAAGAAUUUCUUGCGCUUCAAACCAAAUGGUUCCCUAUCUUAGACGAGAACGUUGACAAGAAUGAUCCUCCUGGCCAUUUCCGUCUUGGUCUUUUGAAGUUGGCGUUUGGUUACGCCCGAUUAAUCGUGCUUUCAUACGGUUUUCAACAUGCAUUUGGGAAAAACAGUUCAAAUGACAACCCAUUUUUGGAUCGAUGCAUGAACGCGGCAAACGACAUCGUACAGACCAUGGUUGAGGAUAUCGGUCGUCCUGAGCAAAGAAUAUUCAUUCGUCACGGGCCAGAAGCACAGAGUGUUUUCGUCGCGUUUGCUGCUGCGUUCUUGGUCAAACUCCUUCAGCCUAAAUUCGCGGCUUAUAUCGAUGCCUCAAAACGUGCCGCUAUACGUUUCCGUGUCCAGAGCGUCAUUGAUUUUUUCAGUACCCCCGAAAUUGCUAUCGACAAUCGUCACGGUCCCAAGUUAUACGCUCGUUUUUUAAAAAGCCUAAUUGCCUCGCCCAUGGUUGCUGAACUGAACUCUCCGGGUCAUAACAAGUUUCGAAGGAAAUCGAAUCGCAACAAAUCGUCAACCCCCAAUGCCGAAUCCGAAUCCGUUGAUUAUACUAGCAAUGGUAUUAAUCAUACAUCAGCGUAUGCGUCACCUGCGACUACUACGCAUUCCCUGUCACCCCCGCCUUCUACAGCGGCAAUGUCGUUUGAUCAAUUCGCACCAUCUGGUGGUGCCAUUGAUCCGUUUGUGCCCGACAAUGUCGCAUUGCAAGGAUCUGCCUAUGAUCCAAACGUCAUGGACUACCUGGGAUCUAUGCCAAGCGACGACGAGCUGAUGAGGUUCCAUUCCAUGAACGACCAAUCGAUAUGGCAAGAUGUAACCGUCUCUGGUUACAGCUGGCUUGCCCAGUUUCAAAAUGAGGUAGAGAGGUCAGAGCCCAUGACGGACAUAUACUCGAAUCAGAUGCAGUACGCUUGAUUUUGAUCUCUCUCUCUUGGUGUACAUAUCGGUUUGAGUAUGUCUCUGUUGUAAACUCUAGUUCACAUCGAAUGAUACGUUCAAAAUUAUUUCAUACUCUACUCAUGUACAGUAAAAUUUUCCUUAACAAAACCAUAAUGAAAUGAAUCUAU